GUGGGAGAAGAGCCUGAUGCAUGGGGCUGGGAGUGAGCUGUUUACGGCACUGUGCUGCACUCACAUGCCUGUGCGUGCACGCACGCGCACACAAGCUGGGAGGAGCUCUGCUGUGCUCGCCUGGGGACAGAGGGAGGAUGGGGGGUCCUCCAGAGAGGCCCCCAGGGAGCCCCUGUGCCUGCAGAGGCCGGGCAGGCCCAGUGUGGCCUGGGGGGCUGUGGGGGAGAGCCCCACCUGGACCCUCAGGCCUCCACAUUGCAGAGCAGCGGGGACAGUCUGUCACGAGGGUGCUCUCUCCUUCUUCGCCACCCCUGCCUCCCCUACCAAAGAUGGGCCAGGGCUCCAGGAUCCCUGUGAGAGAGACCCGGUGGACACCCUUGGAUCCAUGACCCCCCAGGAGCGUGAGGACCUCACGGCCAGCGCACAGCACGCCCUGCGCAUGCUGGCGUUCCAGCAGAUCCACAAGAUCCUGGGCAUGGACCCUCUGCUACCCCCCAGAACCAGGCCCGGCAUGCACGUCCGGAAGAGGCUGCGGGAGGCGCGAGAGGCCCAGGAAGGUGAGGGCCAGAGGAAGCAGGCCCGGCAGGGUGGAGAAGGGCCUGCGUGAGCGGCCAGGCCUCCCACAGCCGGACCUGACAUCCCUCCAGCAGCUGCUUCGUCCUGGACUCUGGGCAGUCGUGUGUGCCUUUCCAGUAUUGUUCUAUAGGUUCCUUUAGAAACACCUGUGCUUAGAUCAUUAGAUUGAAUCGUCAGGGGACGUGAGCCCGCUGGGACAGCACCCCGCACCCCAAAGCCUGUUGCCAUGGCAGGGUAGAAGGUGCAAUGGGACAAUUUCAACCCCAGGCAUUUCCCGAGGGUGUGCAGAGGCCGGGUCUCCAGUCCCCAGGUCCAACCUGCUCUAAACUGACCACCCAUUCCCACUCCCUAGCCUAGAGGUGGCCCUGCAGCCAGAGGUCUGUGGGGCCUGGGUGGGCUUGUCCUUGAGUCGCCGCCAUGGGGAGGUGACAGGGCUGAGGGGUGGGGAGGAUGCAGUCUGGGCACUCCCUGGCCUCAGAAACAUCUGUAAUCCGACCGUCUGCCCUUACCCUGAGACUCCUCACCUCACCCCGUACCACUGAGUGCCUUCUGCUCACAGAGUUGCACCAUACUGUCUCCCGUAGGGCUGGGGCCUGCCUUUCGCGGCCAUCCUGCCAUCCGCCCUGCACAGGUUCAGCCUCUGCAGGUCCCGGGCACGCCUCCUGGGAGCAGCAUCCGGGGGCCAUGCCUGGUGCAGGGCCAGGGGUCAGGCGCCUCCCGGCACUGGUGGGCGUGGGGCACCCUCUGCCCAGCACUGCCCCAAUCUGUCCAAACCUC
Molecule: messenger RNA, 1353 nt
Organism: Manis javanica (Malayan pangolin)
Lineage: Eukaryota; Metazoa; Chordata; Mammalia; Pholidota; Manidae
Source: RefSeq, a predicted model, not a curated record